Molecule: messenger RNA, 1227 nt
Organism: Trichoderma virens Gv29-8
Lineage: Eukaryota; Fungi; Ascomycota; Sordariomycetes; Hypocreales; Hypocreaceae
Exons: 2
Coding region: 1-1227 (408 amino acids)
Biological process (GO): RNA surveillance; nonfunctional rRNA decay; nuclear-transcribed mRNA catabolic process, non-stop decay
Cellular component (GO): cytoplasm
Source: RefSeq, a predicted model, not a curated record
AUGAAGCUCGUGUCGCGACACAUUCCCAAAGAAUUCGAGGACGAGCAGGUCUCGCUCCUGCCAGAGGAUCCAGAGGACAUGUGGCAUGCAUAUAACCUGAUAGUUCCCGGCGAUCUCGUCCAUGCGCACGCCGUCCGAAAAGUCGUCAACAUCAACCCGGGCACCGGCGUGCCAGCGGCCGAGCGAGUCCACACAAACCUCGCCAUCCGAGUCAAGUCGACCUUUUUCGAUCCCGCCGUCUCCUCCCUCCGCGUCUCUGGCGUUGUCGCCGCCGAAAACGACCAUGUCUCCAUGGGCGCCCAUCAUACUCUCGACAUCGAGAUCAACAGAUCAUUUACCGUGGUCAAGCCAGACGGUUGGGACAGCGUAGCAAAGGCCACCCUGGCGCAAGCCCUAUCAGACGACAAGAACGGCGCCAUGGCCGCCGUGGUGAUGCAGGAAGGUCUCGCCAAUAUCUGCCUCAUUACACAAUUCCGAACCGUCCUCAAGACCCGCGUGGAGAGCGUAGUGCCCAAGAAGCGCGAUACCGCCUCAGACCAGGAUGCCGGCAUGCGACGAUUCUUCGACAAGACGCUGUCGUCAUUACUCAGAGCAGUCGACUUUUCCGAAUCAAGACCUCUACUAUUAGCGAGCCCUGGAUUUGUUGCGACGGAUUUUAAGGAGUACAUUGCGAAACAGGGCCGCGACAAGUCAGACAAGGUUCUUACGGCCGUGUCAAGACAGGCGACGGUAAUACAUGCCAACUCGGGACAUGUGCACAGCUUAAACGAGGUGCUCAAGAGCCCGGAGGUUCUGGCCAAGAUGAAGGAUAUGAACUACGCAAAAGAGGCGCAGUACAUGGACAACUUCUUUGAGCUGCUCAAGCUCGACGACGGACGAGCAUGGUACGGAAGCAGAGCCGUGGAAAAGGCCAUUGCUGACGGCGCAGUCGGGCCUGGCGGAGGAGUGUUACUGAUCAACAACUCCCUCUUCCGAAGUCAAGACCUGGCGACACGAAAAAAGUACGUUGCGCUGGUGGACAAGGUCAAGCUGGACGGUGGCGAGGCACGGAUAUUAAGCAGCGAUCACGAAAGCGGGCAGCGCCUCAAGAUGCUGGGGAACAUUGCGGCCAUUUUGAACUAUCCCAUGCACGAUCUUGACGAGGACGAGGAGGAACAGGCUGCAGAACCGACGCCGGAUAGACGGAAUGAGGAGGAUGAAAUAGACAUGUUAGACAGCGUGAUUUAA